AUGAGUACCAUGAAAUUUUGCCGCGAAUGUAACAACAUUCUAUACCCUAAGGAAGACAGAGAAGCUAAGGUUCUUCUCUAUGCUUGCCGCAAUUGCGAUCACCAGGAGAAUGCUGAUAACUUCUGUGUGUAUAGAAAUGAGAUUCAUCACUCUGUUGGAGAGCGGACUCAAGUCUUGCAGGAUGUAGCUGCAGAUCCAACUCUUCCUCGUACCAAGGCUGUUCGCUGCGUUCAGUGCAACCACGGCGAAGCUGUGUUUUUCCAGGCAACUGCCAGAGGGGAGGAAGGAAUGACCCUUUUCUUCGUUUGCUGCAACCCAAACUGUGGACACCGAUGGAGAGACUGA
This is a messenger RNA of Lathyrus sativus (Indian pea), 345 nucleotides long. NCBI's taxonomy places the organism in Eukaryota, Viridiplantae, Streptophyta, Magnoliopsida, Fabales, Fabaceae. The record is from the annotation of a GenBank genome assembly.